AUGCGUGUCAAAAUGCUGGUCCAGGUGAACUACGGCGAACAGCAGAAGUAUGUGAAGUUGGAUCGUAUUGAAGGACUUUUUGACUUUCAUCAGUUUCACCUAAAAGUCAUUGAGAUUGCAUCAGGGACUGAAGUUGAUGAAGAAAUAUUCAGUGACCUCAUUGGACAAGGCAAUGUGGUGUUGAAUGUUUUCUCCAAUGAUCAUUUUUCAGACUCCUUCUCUUCUGAGAUGUCUGACUCCAGCAGUAGCUCAAGUGCAUCAACUGUCAUCUUAAGUGAAGUCCCUAACAAGAGACAAAGAACUGAGGAGGCAGCAUCAGCAUCUGCUAACCAGUUGAUUGAAGAUGUGCUAAAAUCCAAGUCUGGUGGUGAAGCAGUAAUACAGGAGUAUCAAGCAACAGAAACGCUUACAGAUGCCACAAGAAGACAAAUGAUAAAUAUACUGGUGGCUCACAUGAUUGAAACACAUGGGCAACUCCCCACUAAAGCAAUCAGAGAGCAGUAUGCUUUAGGCAUAGUGAUGUUGUUUCCUUCUCUGAGAGAUCCGUAUUCCAAGAAAGGCUAUGUGGAACAAGACUUCGCUCUGCUUUUUGAUGAUGAGACUUCCUCCAGACUGCUUCAGAAGUGGGACAUGUUCUUCAAACCAAAUGUAAUAAAAGAGACCAAGCGACUGGCUUCAACACCAGAGUUGACACAGUUGUUGCUGUCAGCUGAAACACCUGAAGAAAGAGGACCGAAGUGUCCAAAAAUUAGUGCAUGUGACGCUGUUAAAAGACUUGUCAUCUUUAAUAAGUCAUGCUGCAGUUUGGAGGAACAUCUCAACAACACCCAGUGGCAGCAUCCGUACCUCCUUGCUGUUGGACGUCAGAAAAGCAAGAUUGAAAGCUUCUACAUCGCCUUGGACAAGCAUCUGAUCCCGUGUCAGGCAAACCGCUCUCUAGGGGCAUUUGAUGAACUUUUCAAAGCACAUUUUGUGUUUAAUUUGUCUUAUGACAGAGCACUUGUCAACUUUUACACGUUCCUGCAGACAACAGUGUAUAACAUUGAUGUGGGGCAAAUGAAGGAGUCACCCAGAGUCAAAGACUUGAGAGCCAGAUUGCUUAACCAGACAGUAACCUUAUCUUAAUUGCAGCGCAUUGUGAUGUUGAGAGAUGCUGAUCUGUUUCAUUUGUAAGAAACAGCACCCUUGCAGUCAAAAGUUGAUUUCUCAUUUAAGAGGUGAACAUAGUUACUAUCCUGGAUCUAAGUUCAGCACGUUCAGUUGUUCUCAGCACGGUUGUAGGCAUCAGUUCGAAACAUAUGCCGGAUUUCGUAAACACCUUAAUAAUGUUCAUAGCAAUGUUCAGCAAAUUGCUCAGACUUCAACUGCUGCAUGUUCCUUAAGUGAGCCGGUUGUAAGCACAUCUCAAGCAGAUUCUUUGGAGGACCAAAUUAAUCCUCAGCACCAGUCUCCUUGUUCCAGUACUUCCUCUGGUAACAAUGAUUCCAGGCGUACUACAGAACUGUGUGAAUCAAUUGUAGUGAAAUUACAAUCAAGUGGGAUUCCAAAUAGUUUAGUGUCAUCAAUUGUCAGAGAUUUAGAGGA
This is a messenger RNA of Pangasianodon hypophthalmus (striped catfish), 1584 nucleotides long. RefSeq lists its product as uncharacterized. The coding region runs from base 1 to 1125 and encodes 374 amino acids. The transcript is spliced from 8 exons. The record is from RefSeq and is a predicted model, not a curated record. NCBI's taxonomy places the organism in Eukaryota, Metazoa, Chordata, Actinopteri, Siluriformes, Pangasiidae.